Ambispora leptoticha is the source of this 312-nucleotide messenger RNA. Lineage: Eukaryota; Fungi; Glomeromycota; Glomeromycetes; Archaeosporales; Ambisporaceae. The record is from the annotation of a GenBank genome assembly.
AUGGUUAAGGGGUUAAGAUAUUUGCAUAGCGAAAGUGUACUUCAUCGCGAUUUGAAAAGUCACAAUGUUCUAAUUACUGAAGGAUAUGUAGCUAAAUUAGCCGACUUUGGUUUAGCUAAGUUAUUAAAUAGUUCUGGUUAUAGUUCCAGUGGCAAGAAAAUAACAGGAACUAUUCCCUCCAAAGAUACUUUACCAUUUAAAGAUUUAGAUAAUAAUAAUGCAGUUAUUUUUCAAGUAGGUGGUAAUAAUUUAAGAGAGACUAUUCCUAAUGACAUUCCUAAAGAGUUAGCAGAGAUUAUUGAUGUUUGCUGA